UCCUCUCGGCGGUCGCUCUGCCUCUCUGCCGGCCUGGGGGAGCCCGGGCUCGGCUCUUCACGAACGGCUAUCGGAUUCCAGCUCACUUCCCAUUCAGUCGCAGAUUCCAGACAGCACAGCGACGACUGUACUCCAGUGAACCCAAAGAUGGAGGAGGAGGAGCUGGUGGAGGAAGAUCAGGAGGGAAUAGAGGAGGAGGAGGGAGGAGGAAAAGACUGGUGGAGCCGACUGCAGAAGGGGGACUUCCCGUGGGAUGAGAAGGAUUUCCGUUACAUGGCGAUAACCGCGGCCGGUGUCAGUUCAUUUCUACUCUACAUGUUCUUCAGAGACAGUGGCAGAGAGAUCAGCUGGAAGGAUUUUGUCCAUCGAUUCCUUGGCAGAGGCCUGGUGGACCGGUUAGAGGUCAUCAACAAACAGUAUGUCAAAGUCAUCCUGGUGCCGGGAGCUGAUGAUGAUGCGAGCCACGUUUGGUUCAACAUCGGCAGCGUUGACACGUUUGAGAGGAACCUUGAGGUGGCGCACGCAGAGCUCGGCCUGGAGCCGUCCCACCGAGCCACCGUAGUCUACAGCACUGAGAGCGAUGGCUCUUUUAUGAUGAGCAUGCUCCCCACCCUGCUGCUGAUUGGUUUCCUGUUGUUCACUCUGCGUCGAGGACCAAUGGGAGGAGGCGCUGGUGGCGGGAGGGGCGGGCCCUUCAGCAUGAGUGAGUCAACAGCCAAAAUGAUGAAGGACAGCAUUGACGUGAAGUUUAAGGAUGUGGCCGGCUGCGAGGAGGCCAAACUGGAGAUCCUGGAGUUUGUCAACUUCCUGAAAAACCCACAGCAGUACCUGGACCUUGGAGCCAAGAUCCCCAAGGGGGCUGUGCUAUCUGGUCCUCCUGGGACGGGGAAGACUCUGCUGGCCAAAGCCACAGCUGGAGAAGCCAACGUUCCCUUCAUCACUGUCAACGGCUCUGAGUUCCUGGAGAUGUUUGUGGGCGUCGGUCCAGCCAGGGUGAGGGACAUGUUUGCCAUGGCGAGGAAGAACGCCCCCUGCAUCCUCUUCAUCGAUGAGAUCGAUGCUGUUGGGAGAAAGAGAGGAGGAGGGAACUUUGGUGGUCAGAGUGAACAGGAGAACACUCUGAACCAGCUGCUGGUGGAGAUGGACGGUUUCAACACAUCUACUAAUGUAGUGGUCCUGGCUGGAACCAACAGACCUGACAUCCUGGAUCCUGCUCUGAUGAGACCGGGGCGCUUCGACAGACAGAUCUACAUAGGUCCUCCAGACAUCAAGGGGAGGGCAUCCAUCUUUAAAGUUCAUCUUCAACCAAUCAAACUGGACCCAACGAUGGACAAAAACCAUCUUGCCAGGAAGAUGGCUGCUGCAACACCAGGAUUCACUGGAGCUGACAUCGCUAAUGUCUGCAAUGAGGCGGCUCUGAUUGCCGCCAGAUACCUGAGCCCAUCCGUCAACGGCAAACACUUUGAACAGGCCAUCGACCGAGUCAUCGGAGGUCUGGAAAAGAAGACUCAGGUCCUACAGCCCGCAGAGAAGAAAACUGUGGCAUAUCACGAGGCCGGCCAUGCCAUCGUGGGCUGGUUCCUGCAACACGCCGACCCACUGCUGAAGGUGUCGAUUAUUCCGCGGGGGAAGGGUCUGGGUUACGCUCAGUACCUGCCCAGGGAGCAGUACCUGUACAGCAAAGAGCAGCUCUUCGACAGGAUGUGCAUGAUGCUGGGAGGCCGCGUUGCCGAGCAGGUGUUCUUCGGCCGGAUCACCACCGGCGCUCAGGAUGACCUGAAGAAAAUCACACAGUCUGCCUACGCCCAGGUGGUGCAGUUUGGGAUGAGCGAGAAGGUGGGGCAGGUGUCAUUCGAUCUGCCCCGGCAGGGUGAGAUGGUCCUGGAGAAGCCGUACAGCGAGGCAACAGCCGAGCUGAUCGAUCAGGAGGUUAGAGAGCUGGUGGAUCGAGCUUACGAGCGCACGAUGCAGCUCAUUCUGGAAAAGAAGGAUCUGGUAGAGCUGGUGGGCCAGCGUCUCCUGGAGAAAGAGGUUCUGGACAAGGGGGACAUGUUGGAGCUGCUGGGCGCUCGGCCAUUUGAGGAGAAGUCAACAUAUGAGGAGUUUGUGGAGGGGACUGGGAGCUUUGAGGAGGACACAAGCUUGCCGGAGGGCCUCCGAGACUGGAACCAGGACAGAGGAGGGAAUGCCGAAGAGACAGGCCCGGCUCAGGAGAAACCACAGGUCGCGUAGAGCAGGAAGCCAGUUUUCAUCCCAGCUGAAAAAACUCAACUCGGUGUGGAUUUACAUUUACAGAGCCUGGGAGGUGAUUAUUUCAAUAAAUGAGUACGUUUAAAGGUUCAGUGUGUAGAAUUUUGUGACAUCUAGUAGAUAGGACCCGUUCCCAAUGUUAAUAUAAAGUAUUUAAAUAUAAGCGACUCAUUCAAAGGUAAAGACAACUAUAAUUAGUACAAUUUAGAUGAUUACACAAUAAUGAAAACACAGGAUUAUUUUACAUAUAAUUUCUGCCAAUAAUUUCCAUUCACUUAAAUCAUACACACUGAACCUUUUUUAAUGAUUCAAACCCUCAAAUGAACAACUCUAAUCCCUGACAGCAGCAAGUUCACAGCUUCAUCCAGUGUAUCCCCUCAACAGAGUUAUAUUUUUUUCCUAAUAAAAAUGAAGGAACAAGGCAAACAAGAAAAUGACAUAUUUCAUUAUUGGACAUGGAUUUGCUCCAGAAUGCCUCAACACACCCAUCAAACAUGAGACCAACCACGAUCAGAUUUUAAUCUUUCUGAAUGGACUGUAAAUGAGUCAUAUUUACAGCGUGAUAACAGACUGAUUAUAUCUUUUUAUUUAUUUCAUAAAGUUCUGCUCUCUGACUGACGUCUGCCUUCCUUAUAAUGAGAGGAGCUCAAGUUCAACCUUUCUGCAGCUAAUUUAAAUUUCCUUUCUACAGGUCACAAUAUCUUGCGGAUUGAUUUGACGUUUUUAUUUAUUUUUUUGUUUCCUGCAGUUGUAUUUGCAACAUUUAAAAGUUGGUGCAGAUGUUUUCCUGUGUUAACUCCUAUCACUGAUAUGUUUCAGGGCACAGGUCAGUUUGGAUGUAUUUUCUACAGAAACACCUCAAUGCUGUAAAAUGAUGUGUAAAUGUUUGUAUGAAUUCUGUGUGAUAAUACCUCGACAGGAAGCGGCUGCAAACAUCAGCCCAGUGAAUAACAGCUUUCAUUUUUCAGUGCUUGCCGAAGAAUUUCUGCUGGAACAUUUACUGUUGAAACAAAAAUCCCCCGAAAACAUUGAUCACAAAAUCUGUUUCUAACAUCGUCAGGCAUAGUGACGGCUUCAUCUUCAACAUGGAUUUCUCAAUCAGAGUAUUUGUAUUAGUUUUUUGUGUUUUUAAAACAUUUCCCAUGAAGAGAAGAUAACCAAUUACACUUCUCUUCUCAGCCUGUUGUAUUCCUCUGUUCUCCAGAGGAAAUUCUAAAUACUGCAUUUAGUAACUAAAGCCUUUUAAGUUUCUCUUAAGUGUGUACAGAAAUGUAAAACUGAGUUAUCACUUGUUAUACGUAAAAACAUCCUCAUCAUUUUCUGAUCUAAAGCAAUUAAAAUAAAAAAACGUAUUGCACAGUUUUGACUGGAUUGGAUCUAAAUGCAGCCACUUGGUUUCAUCUGAAGAUUUAAGAAGAAUAUUACAGGAGGACAAAUCCACAUGACCAAUAUUGCCAUGAUGUUUAACAAAAUUUAAGUCGUUAAAAUUUAAUUUUUAACAGACUUUAUGAGGCCCUUCCUUUACACAAGGGAGGAAAUUACACAAAGGUUUGCGUGAACUUCUGCUAAAAUCUUUCAGUAGCAGGACUUAUCAAAAGGCAUUCUGGGAAGUGGAGGAAAUAUUUGUCUGAGGUAGAAGUUACUGAGAUCAAGGCCCACGGCAUAAGUAUUAUCAAUAAAAGUUACCAUAGAGGGAUUUUUUUCUCCUGAAUGUAUUGUCAUCUUUGUCAUUACUACACCUCUCCAGCAGGGGGUGACCUCACUGUUUAUCUGCAGGAGGGCGUGACUGACACGUGAACAUUCUGACAUUAAACAGCUGCUUUGUCUUGUUUUAAUGAGUGAAUUGUUUUAAUGACUAAUCAAGAUUCCAAGAGUCUGAAUUAGUCACACCCUUUCGUGUAUGAAUGAUGUUAAAGAGCUGAGAUCUGUGAUUAGUAGAGUAACUUAUGUGAACUUAGUCAAAACAAAAUGACUGUGUUGAAAUAAAUUCCUUUGUUAUAUUUAA
Molecule: messenger RNA, 4255 nt
Organism: Limanda limanda (common dab)
Lineage: Eukaryota; Metazoa; Chordata; Actinopteri; Pleuronectiformes; Pleuronectidae
Product: AFG3-like protein 1
Exons: 16
Coding region: 148-2232 (694 amino acids)
Biological process (GO): mitochondrial protein processing; protein-containing complex assembly
Cellular component (GO): membrane; m-AAA complex
Molecular function (GO): metalloendopeptidase activity; ATP-dependent peptidase activity; ATP binding
Source: RefSeq, a predicted model, not a curated record